Aspergillus versicolor CBS 583.65 is the source of this 756-nucleotide messenger RNA. RefSeq lists its product as uncharacterized. The transcript has 3 exons. Lineage: Eukaryota; Fungi; Ascomycota; Eurotiomycetes; Eurotiales; Aspergillaceae. The coding region runs from base 1 to 756 and encodes 251 amino acids. The record is from RefSeq and is a predicted model, not a curated record.
AUGGAUGCCUUUGACGAGGUAAAGGAACCUCGGCGUGUGAGGCUAAUUUCCGAAAUCGCCAACCAGAUUGGCCAUGACCACCCUGUAGACGCGGGCUUUUGGGCCUUUGUCUGGUUAGCGGAUAUCGAACAGCUGGAAAUACUCAUCAAUUACUUCAAGAACCAUCCGACAGACCACCUGAAGAAUGGAAUCGACAUGAAUCCAUCAGAGAUCAAAACUCUCAAGACAUGGACAACAAGAGACCGGAGCUCCAAGAACCAGGAAAUUGUGGGGGAUGACGGCGAAAUGAAGAGGAAGUCGGCAGCCCAUACUGAAUCGCCAAGUCCUACCAAGCUUCCUCGCCGCCCCGGAGAUACCAUUCAAGGUGCCGAGGAUGUUACUCGUCUCAGCUCAGAUCUUCGGGGUGCAAGUACACGUUCUAGGUCCAGCUCACCCUCGAAAAUACCACAGGCGGUACCACCGUCUAUGGUCUCCCCCAGACAAGCCCUGCCAGGAACUCCCGCAGAGCCUGUAUCUCCCAAAAAGAAGAAUCCUGAGGCAAAGAGAUAUGGCCGCUCCACAAUCAUGGCAGACAAGAGAGAACUGGACCUGCCUUAUCACAAGGGCGGCGAUUCUGUCGAGGUGGCUCACAUUUAUCCCUUCUCCUUAGGCCAAACAGCAGGAACCACAAACUACACUGAUUUCUGGAGUACCCUGUCGGCGUAUUGGUCACCCUCGAAGAUUAAAGACUGGGAGAACGUGGUUAUUGGCCAGUAA